CAUUCAAAAAUCUUCAGACAUCAGAGAUUAGAUUCGAGAUUAGUAUACUCUCUCUCUCUCUCUCUCACUCUUCUUCGCCUCUUUCUCUCUCUCUCUACCCAUUUAUCUACCCUCCAUUGCUUACUAGCUCACAAAAAUGAGAAAUUUGAUUACCUGAAAGCUGGGGAGGGACACCAUCGAGAGAGAGAAAGUGUGAAAGCUCAAGGAACGCCUCUGAAUCUUGGUCGCAAGUAAUGGGUUACCUUUAUUUGGGCUCAAAUUGAUCGAGUAGUUUUGCUUUUGAUCUCACUCUUUUUCAGUCUCUCAGGGGCAGCCUAAAUUGAAGAACUUUUCGUGUUGAUAUGUGAUGCUAAGUAUUAGAUCAUUUGUCGCAGACGCCAUUGUAUACUUCUUCCCUUAUACAAUAAUCGAUAUUUUUGUGUCAAAGCUGAACACUAAAACUGUGUGCCCAAGAAGUGUCUUCUGUGGUUCGCCAAUUCUGUUGGAGGUUUAAUUGUUCAGUGUGCUGCACGUUGUUUUGGGGGAGUAUAUCUAUUCUGAUGCAAGGAACAGGGAGAAGCAUUAAUCUGUUUCCAGAAAGUGUUGAUAUUGUUGGGCAGGGGUCAGAUUCACACAGUGGUAUGAAUCAGCAGACCUCUUCAAAUACCAUGGUACCUCCUGUAGAAAGUCGGUGGUCCAGUUAUGCAACUCCUGGUGAGUUAUUUGUAAAUGCUGGUAAUAAUGAAGUACAGAACUUUGCUUCUACGAGUGAACCUACUGGAUCUGGUUUUCGAAACCAGAUCAAUGAUGAUGGGAUUAAAAUAGAACAUGGUAGGUCUUCAUAUGGUGCUCAACUCACAGUUGGUUCAAUGUCUGACGAAGUCCUUUUUCCCGAGACUUCUGUCAUUAGUCUUGGUAGUAAUCAGGUAAGAAAUGGGCAUUCCUUCUUGCAAGGUUCUAGCUCUAGUCAUAUCCAUCAAAAUAUGAAUUUAAAUGCAGGAUUUGUUAGCAAUAGUGGUAACGGUGAUCAGGGAUUUGAAGCUAGUUUAGGCUCAAAUCUCUACUUGUCAAGCAGAAUGGAAACGGAGCAGACAUCUAGUGCUACUGUUUCAUCUGAUAUUGGUGGAACCUCAUCUGGAAGCUCUGGUGGUAUUGUGGGAAAAAGUGAUAGUAGCUCAGGUACUCUCGGCAACUGGGGUUUAUCCUGCAAGAGAAAGGCUCUUGAAGGUACUUCGGGUCAGUCAUGUUCUGGGGGAAGUUCUAGCUCUUUUCCGCAAGCUGAAAAUUCUGCAUGGCAAACUGGUGCUGCUCGAUAUAAUCCUUCUAGCAGUUUACGUUUAUCUGCACCGUCAUGUACUUUUCCUAGUGGGAGUACUUCUGAUCAGAGUGACUCAAGAACUGUAGUCACUACAGGAACAGUGGCUUCUGAUUCCUUUCCUUCUUCAAAUAUUACAGAAAAUCCAGAAGCUUCACGAAGGCAUUUUGGUGGUGAGUCUAAUGCUAGGUCUCGACGUGAGUCUUUACUAUUCAAUUUAGCCUCUGCAGAAAACUCCAGGCGGUCUUUUCUGCGCUUUCCUCAUCAAGCUCCUAGUUCUGCCCCAUUCAGUGUACCCUUGGACUUGAGAUCAACUGCAGCAGCAAUCAAUUCAGGUGCUUCACAAAACCAGUCUCACACUGUGCAUGUCCCUGUAUUGGCAGGAAGUACACAUGCUUUUCUUUGGAAUGGGGCUUCUAAUUCUAGAGCGGGAAGCAUGCCAACUUCUUUAGCACUUGGAGAAAGAGGUACAGAAGUGCGAGAAGAAUCAAACGUAAUAAACAUGCCAAGAACUAAUGUAGAACAUCCCAUGUUUCCAUCUGCAAAUGAAAUAAGAAAUUUAGCACAUGAUCCAAUGCUUUCAAGUUUGGCCUCUGGAAACAUAAGCACUUCUCUUGGUAUUCCUUCUUCUACAAGGAUGGUCUCCUCUUCCAGCAGUCCUCCUUUAUCCUCUUCCAGCAGUCCUUUAUCUACACCUGGGUGGAUCCCUCAUCACAAUCCUCCAACGCAAAGCCGUCAAAGAACAUUGGAAUUUGCACCUUGGUCUCUGUUUCCAUCUGGUGAUUCUCAACCUGGAGGUCGCAGUGGUCAUUCUAUCCCAUCACCUCCUGGACCUUCAUCUUCUUCACAGGACACAAUAAUGUCUUCUGGGCGUAAUAACCAAAACCGUCAUCAAUCAUUACUUAGGUCAGCAUUCAUGGGAGACAGACAAGGUGAAGAUGUUCUUAAUAUUUCUAAUUCACUGCGGGUUUUAUCUGCUGACAUUGAAGGGAGACGUCGACUGAUAUCUGAGCAGAUUCGUCAAGUCUUGCAUGCUAUGCGUAGGGGAGAAAACUUACAAGUUGAGGAUUAUAUGCUUUUUGACCCGUUCGUAUAUCAUGGUAUGGCUGAAAUGCACGACAGGCACAGAGAUAUGCGCUUGGAUGUUGAUAACAUGUCCUAUGAGGAACUUUUGGCUCUGGAGGAACGCAUAGGAGAUGUUAGCACGGGACUGAGUGAGGAGAUGGUUUUGAAGUUAAUGAAACAGCGCAAAUAUGAACCUAUUUCAGUAGAAGUUGGACCAGAUCCCGAACCAUGCUGCAUCUGCCAGGAGGAAUAUGCUGAUGGAGAUGAUGUUGGAGCCCUCGACUGUGGACAUGAUUUCCAUACUGACUGUGUCAAACAAUGGCUUAUGCAGAAGAACCUGUGUCCUAUCUGUAAAACAACAGGCUUGCUAACGUGAAGGAGAAAGUCAUCCAAGCUCUUAAUCAUAGUAUUUUAAGUUGCUCUAUCGCUACAUUCAUCAAUUGGCUCCCAAAAUAAUCUAUUUAUGAAACUUUUCACUUGAAACUUGGCGUAGUUACAUAUAUCUGCCUGGUUUCAGGGAAAGAUUAAAGUGGGGUAUGGGUAAGUAAAAAAAAUAUAUAGAAACUUUUAAAUUUGGUUGAUGGAUCAUAAAAGGAUUUGUUUAUAUAUGUUUAGCAAUGUAUAAUUUUAAAUCAUGGUGACUAAUAGUACAUUGGAGUAAUAUUUGUGACAUCUUUGAAACUUUUA
This is a messenger RNA of Humulus lupulus (European hop), 3046 nucleotides long. Its product is annotated as E3 ubiquitin-protein ligase MBR2. The record is from RefSeq and is a predicted model, not a curated record. The coding region runs from base 540 to 2735 and encodes 731 amino acids. NCBI's taxonomy places the organism in Eukaryota, Viridiplantae, Streptophyta, Magnoliopsida, Rosales, Cannabaceae. The transcript is spliced from 7 exons. Gene Ontology annotation, molecular function: ubiquitin protein ligase activity.